This is a messenger RNA of Letharia lupina, 288 nucleotides long. RefSeq lists its product as uncharacterized. The record is from RefSeq and is a predicted model, not a curated record. Bases 1 to 288 code for a protein of 95 amino acids. The transcript is spliced from 3 exons. Lineage: Eukaryota; Fungi; Ascomycota; Lecanoromycetes; Lecanorales; Parmeliaceae. Gene Ontology annotation, molecular function: fatty acyl-CoA hydrolase activity.
AUGGUCGACCUUGGAGGCUCAUUAGCCGUUGCCUCCAAAGGGCUCUUCUCCACUGGCGUUUCCACCGACCUCAAUGUCACGUACAUAAACUCUGGCGGCAAGGUUGGGGAUACUCUACGUGCAGAAGUCACAUGCGAUAAAUUUGGGAAGACGUUGGCGUACACGAGUAUAAGGUUCUUGAACGGCAGAGAUGAGUUGGUUGCGAAGGGAAGCCAUACGAAAUAUGUGGCACUGGCAUGGAAGGAUGAGAACAACAUUGUAGAAGAAUUGUCCCCCCGAAAAGGAUGA